Molecule: messenger RNA, 1062 nt
Organism: Malassezia globosa CBS 7966
Lineage: Eukaryota; Fungi; Basidiomycota; Malasseziomycetes; Malasseziales; Malasseziaceae
Exons: 1
Coding region: 1-1062 (353 amino acids)
Cellular component (GO): cytoplasm
Molecular function (GO): glutamine synthetase activity
Source: RefSeq, a predicted model, not a curated record
AUGAUCACAAAAAACAACUCGCUUCUUGCGCCAUACCUGAAGCUUUCACAGGGUGGAAAAGUCGCCGCUGAAUAUGUUUGGCUCGACGCUUGCGGUGUGCCUCGGUCCAAGACUACGACUUGCAACGGCCCUAUCAAGUCGCUUGCGGAUCUUAAGGAAUGGAACUUUGACGGCUCGUCCACUGGCCAGGCUCCGGGCGAGAACUCUGAUAUCUACCUACGCCCUGUUGCUUAUUUCCCUGAUCCAUUCCGUGGUGGCGAUAACGUCUUGGUCCUUGCCGAAUGUUACAACAAUGACGGCACUCCGAACAAGGCCAACUUCCGUCACAAUGCUGUCAAGAUCUUCGAGCAUUGCAAGGAUCAACAUUGCUGGUUCGGUAUUGAGCAGGAGUACUCGCUCAUGGGUGCCGAUGGUAGGCCGUUCGGCUGGCCUGUAGGCGGCUUCCCUGGUCCUCAGGGCCCUUACUACUGUGGUGUCGGAUCGGGCCGUGUGGUUGGUCGUGACAUCGUUGAAGCUCACUACCGUGCUUGUCUUUACGCUGGUAUCAACCACUCUGGUAUCAAUGCGGAAGUGAUGCCGUCGCAGUGGGAGUUCCAAGUUGGUCCAUGCGAAGGCAUUGAGAUGGGUGACCAUCUGACGAUGGCUCGUUUCCUCUUGCACCGCAUUGCGGAAGAUUGGGGUGUGAGCGUUUCGAUGCACCCGAAGGCUGUACCAGGUGAGUGGAAUGGCGCUGGCUGUCACACAAACUUCUCGACGGAGGCUAUGCGUAACGAAGGUGGUAUCAAGGCGAUUGAGGCCGCUAUUGAGCGUCUCGGCAAGCGCCACCAAGAGCACAUUGCUGUCUACGGUGAGGACAAUGAUAUGCGUCUCACUGGUCGCCAAGAGACAGGUCAUAUUGGACAAUUCUCCGCAGGUGUUGCGAACCGUGGUGCUUCGAUCCGUAUCCCGCGUCAUGUCGCUGCGCAGGGUCAUGGUUACCUGGAGGACCGUCGUCCCGCAUCGAACAUUGACCCAUACCGUGUCACAGGCAUCAUCGCAGAGACAGUCUGCCUCAACCCGUAA